Molecule: messenger RNA, 1846 nt
Organism: Spodoptera littoralis (African cotton leafworm)
Lineage: Eukaryota; Metazoa; Arthropoda; Insecta; Lepidoptera; Noctuidae
Source: the annotation of a GenBank genome assembly
AUUCGAUGUCAAAGUCACAUCUGUUUGCGGUUACUGUCACUGUCAAAAGCUGUCAAAUAUCAGAUUUGUCUUGUUUUGCUGUGACCUAAAUAUUUUUUUAAAACGUGAUAUUGGAUUAUAAAAUCAAAUCUAUCUUGCAUUUACUAAAUUAAUACAAAAUGCAGCAACUGAGGAAGCUUGUUGGAAAUACUGCAAGCAAAGAGCGAAGGAAAUUGUUCAGACAGCCGCAUCUUCAAGACACAAUUAGAUGUAUGAGUGCACAAGAGACCCCUACAAUUGAGAAAAAUAAAAUACCUUUUGUAAUUCCUAAAGGUACUUUUGGUCAGCCAACAUAUCACACACAUCCACAUUUAAUAAAGGAAGAACAUUUGACAUGGGGCGUCACACAGGCUGAAUACAAAAAAAGGCGAGAAACUCUUGUUGCGAAAUUAGUUGCAGAAUCUGAAAAUAUGCACAAUACUCACAUUGUAGUAAUACCAGCCGCUCGCAAACAGUACAUGUCUGAUAAAAUCCCAUAUGUAUUCAGACAGCACUCUGACUUCUUCUACCUCACCGGGUGCUUAGAACCUUCUGCAAUAUUAGUGUUAAUGAAACCUGCACAAACAGACAAGUUUAAGAGCAUUCUAUUCGUACACGACAAGGACGCACACGCAGAGUUGUGGGAGGGGCCUCGGACGGGAUGCACAGCCGCAGCUCGACUGUUCUGCAUGGAUGAAUGUCGACCCGUCGAGAACUUCAACACGUAUUUAAAUAAACUCACAACAAAUUCAAAGCCGGCGGUACUUUGGUACCAUAAUGAGGAGCCUGCCAACCCUGAUAUACACAACGCGGUCAGAGGGACCCUCAGAGGAGAUGUCAAUAUCACCCUCUCAGACCCUAAGCGAGCCUUACACUUUAUGAGGGUCAUAAAGUCCCCAGCGGAGAUCGAGCUCAUGAAGGAAACCUGUUAUAUUGGGUCGCAGUCCAUUAAUAUGGCUAUGGCUUGUACGAAGCCAGGUAUAUCCGAGCACAUGGUGAACGCAGUGCUGGAGUACUCGUGCAAGCAGGGCGGGGCGGAGCACCUCGCCUUCCCGCCCGUCGUGGCCGGCGGAGCCCGGGCUACACACAUACACUACGUGGCCAACAACCAACUGCUCAACGCUAAUGAGAUGAUAUUGGUUGACUCUGGCAGCCAGCACUGGAUGUACAACUCGGACAUAUCUCGCACGUGGCCGGUGGCGGGGAAAUUCUCCAAGCACCACCGGAUACUAUACGAACUCGUGCUCACUGUACAGAAACGUCUAAUAGAGUUGCUGGGCGAGCAGCGUCCAGCGCUGGACAAGUUGUUCGACAGUAUGUGUCGGUUGCUGGGCAAGCACCUGAAGGAGGAGGGGAUCAUAUCUAAGACAUUGGAGGGACAAGAACUAUAUAGUCUUAUCUAUAUCUGUGGACUGUACUGUCUCUUGAUGGUCCCCCGCGUGACGCAGUACGUAUGUCCGCAGCGCGCGUACCGGCUGUGUCCGCACCACGUGUCGCACUACCUCGGGCUGGACGUGCACGACGCGCCGCUCGUGCGGCGGAACAUCCCCGUCUGCACCAACAUGAUCGUCACUGUGGAACCUGGAAUCUACAUCAGACCAGACGAUACGACAGUCCCCAAAGAGUUCAGAGGCGUCGGCAUCCGCGUGGAAGAUGACGUACUCAUCACUGAUAAAGAGCCAGUAGUGUUGACAGAAGAUUGUGUCAAAGAAGUAGCCGAUAUUGAGGCUAUUGUUGGCAAACAUACCCUUUAACUUAUAGCCUUUUGUUUUUAAAGGCUGGCAACGUUGUCGUCUAGUGUUGCCAAUGUCCAUGAAUGAAAAUCACU